GAGGAGCGCGCGCGAGAGAGAUGGGGAGGAGAGGCAAGGCGAUUCUGCCGACCGCCGCGAUGCUGCUAUGCUCAGUCUUGAUCCUAAUCGAAUGGUCGCAAUCCGCCGCAGCGCUGUGGCUGAGCCUGCCGCCGCAUGCGAUGAAAUGCGUGUCGGAGGAAAUCCACGCCGGCGUCGUCGCCUUGGCGGACUAUGCCAUCGUCCACGAGGGCGAUCCGCAGAUGGCGCCCUCCGUCACCGUCAAGGUAACUUCCCCGAACGGAGAUAUACUUCAUCACAAGGAGAAUGUUACAGCAGGUCACUUUGGGUUCACUGCCGAUGACCCGGGCAACUAUCCGGCGUGUUUCUGGCUUGAUCCUCAUCACAGUGGAAGAACUGGAGCAAGCGUUAGCAUCAACUGGAAAAUCGGCAUUGCAGCGAAGGACUGGGGAAACAUUGCUAAGAUAGAAAAAAUUGAGGGUGUUGAGCUUGAGCUGAGGAAGCUAGAGGAAGCCGUGGAGGUGAUUCAUGAAAAUUUGUUGUAUCUCAGAAAGAGAGAAGCAAACAUGAGGGAUCUGAGCGAGAAAACAAAUAAUCGAGUUGCAACGUUCAGUAUUUUGUCCCUUGGCGUUUGUAUAGUUGUUUCUACAUUGCAGUUGUGGCAUCUGAAAGGUUUCUUUCUUAAAAAGAAGCUCAUCUAAUUAUUUCUUUAAGCUCCAUUCCAUGUAGAAAAAUAAAAAAAAAUAAUUUCA
Messenger RNA from Zingiber officinale, 731 nucleotides. Its product is annotated as transmembrane emp24 domain-containing protein p24delta3-like. Gene Ontology annotation, cellular component: endoplasmic reticulum-Golgi intermediate compartment; Golgi apparatus; COPII-coated ER to Golgi transport vesicle. Gene Ontology annotation, biological process: intracellular protein transport; Golgi organization; endoplasmic reticulum to Golgi vesicle-mediated transport. NCBI's taxonomy places the organism in Eukaryota, Viridiplantae, Streptophyta, Magnoliopsida, Zingiberales, Zingiberaceae. The transcript has 4 exons. The record is from RefSeq and is a predicted model, not a curated record. The coding region runs from base 21 to 680 and encodes 219 amino acids.